Labeo rohita (rohu) is the source of this 1466-nucleotide messenger RNA. Its product is annotated as C-type lectin domain family 10 member A-like. The record is from RefSeq and is a predicted model, not a curated record. Bases 70 to 1173 code for a protein of 367 amino acids. NCBI's taxonomy places the organism in Eukaryota, Metazoa, Chordata, Actinopteri, Cypriniformes, Cyprinidae. The transcript is spliced from 10 exons.
UUUGAUUUUUCAUUUAAAGAAGUAAGUGACUCCUAAUUUUACUUCCAUUAUACGGUCUCAAAAAUAAGAAUGGAUUACUCUGAAGAAUACAUUAAAAUGGAGAUGGAAUGUGAACCAAAGAAAUCAUUUCGGAGAGGUCUUCCAUGCAGGAAACAAACUGGCAUCCUUGUGAUUCUAGGAACAGUCUACAUGACUGUUUUCAUGGUCAUGACUUUUGUCAUCUAUUCACAUCAAGAACGAAACUUCUCAAUGCUUCAGAGUUGGAUGAACAGCCAUACUUCUGAUCUAACCUCAGUCAAAUCUGAUUUUCAGAUCACAGGUGGUGAUCUAGAAAAGAAAGUUGCAGAGCUGCAGACCUUAGUAUCCAGCUUGAGUUCACAUAUGAACACAUCUGGACCAAGCAACCCAAUGACCAGGGAAAUGCACAUAAAGUUGUCUAGUAUCGAGACCCUGAUGACCGGUCUUGGUUCGUCACUGAAUUCACUCGCAUCCAAACAAGAAGGAAACCUACAAAAGCUGGAGCGACAGCAAGAUGUGUCAUACACUGAAGUCAAGAGUUUGAUGGACAGUUUGAGUUCUGCAGUAUCAGAUCUUAGGGAUACACUAGCACACAAUUUGAUGACAUCUGUUUUUUCUAUUCCACACACACAACGCAUCUUGAUGGUCAUGUCAAACUCGCUGUCAGAGCUGAAGCAUUCAGUCGAGCAAAUGAGAUCAUCUAUUCAAACACUUUCUUACAAACUAUCAUUUACAAAUUUACUUACACCAGGCUGUACUGAACCUGAUUGGAUCCCGUUCAGAAACAGCUGUUACCUGUUCUCAGAUAAUACAAUGAACUGGACCGAAGCAAAGGAUUACUGCGAAGAGAAGGGCGCGAUGCUUCUAAAAAUAGAAGAUGGUUCAGAGAAGGAGUGGCAAUUUGUAACCAACUUUGCCAAACCACAUGACUAUUGGAUUGGUCUUACGGACGAGAGCACAGGGCAAUGGAGAUGGACGGAUGACACUCCGUACACCAUUAAUAAAGAACACUGGGCACCUGGGCAGCCAGAUGACUGGAACGAACACGGCCUGGGAGAAGAAGGAGAGGACUGUGGGCAAAUUACAUUUAAUGGGAUGCUUAAUGAUGUCCACUGCUCUACCAAAAUGAAGUAUAUAUGUGAAAUGCAAAAAUAAAUAAGUGGAAUUCUGAAAGCACAGUGUAAAUAGGCUUUGUUUUGACCAUAUUAAGUUUUCGUGUGUGAGAAUUAUGUAAAUUACAAAUCACAUUAAUGAUGUGUUUAUCAGUUUUGUAGUGUAGAUAACAAUAUGACUAAUUUAAAAGAGAAGUUCACUUUCAGAACAAAAAUUUCCAGAUAAUUUACUCACCCCCAAGAUGUUCAUGUCUUUCUUUCUUCAUUUGAUAGGAAAUUUUGUUUUAUUUAAAUGCAUCUUCAAAUGGCUUGUUUCCAGCCAAGGAAUAAGGGUCU